Molecule: messenger RNA, 1082 nt
Organism: Pseudomassariella vexata
Lineage: Eukaryota; Fungi; Ascomycota; Sordariomycetes; Amphisphaeriales; Pseudomassariaceae
Exons: 5
Coding region: 72-851 (259 amino acids)
Source: RefSeq, a predicted model, not a curated record
ACCAACUCCUAGAUCAUCCUACAUCAGUCAUAUCAUCCUAACCCAACUCAUACUACUUUACACUUCUCACGAUGCGAUUCUCAACUACCCUUUUCUCUCUACUCGCGGCGACUGCGGCAACCGCCCUGCCCCUCAAAGCUGUUGAAAAUAUAGCAGCUGAGGACGUCUCACGUCGAGAUGCCGCUGCUGACGACACUAAAUUACCCCUAACUACCCGUGACGAUUACGACGAUUACGACGACGCGGAACGCGAGAAGUACGAGGAUAACCUCGAAAAGCUACGUGACGGGAACUGUGGAGAAGGCUGCCAUAAUUCCAUUGGCUCGUAUGAGUCUAAGCAUUGGAAGAGGUCCAACUCACCCCUAGGCCGUCGUGACAACGAUGACGAGGAACGCGAGAAGUACGAGGAUAACCUCGUAAAGCUACGUACCGGGAAUUGUGGAGAAGGCUGCCAUAAUUCUAUUGCCUCGUAUGAGUCUAAGCACUCGAGGAGGUCCAACUCACCCCAAGGCCGUCGUGACGACGAUGCUGAGGAACGCGAGAAGUAUGAGGAUAACCUCGAAAAGCUACGUAACGGAAACUGCGGACAAGGCUGCCUCAACUCCAUCAACUCGUAUCAGUCUAAGAACUCGAGGAAGUCGAACUCACCGUCCAACGCAAUUCUAAUUCCUCGUGAUGACGACGAUGCUGAGCGCGAGAAGUAUGAGGAUAACCUCGAGAAGCUACGUAACGGAAACUGCGGAGAAGGUUGCCACAAUUCCAUCAACUCUUAUCAAUCCCAGGCCUCGAGGAAGUCGAAGGCCCUCGAGGAGGAGCAGCGAGAGAAGAAGUACCACGAGGAUGAUAAGUAGAUGCUUUCUUGGCGAGAGAAGGGCGUUCUUGGCUAAUUGUGGGACACGUAUUUUAUUCGACUGAUUGAUGGACGAAGGGUAACAUGAGAGUGCACGGCGGGACAUUGUAGUCAUCCGGCAAGAGUUUGGACACGGUAAUAGGUUCCUUGACCGCCAGUCUCUCCUUUCGUGUCAUUAUUUGAACAAUUAUAGUAGAACUUCUGAGACUUGUUAUAUUUCAAUCUUACUAUU